This is a messenger RNA of Arvicanthis niloticus (Nile rat), 2399 nucleotides long. RefSeq lists its product as uncharacterized. NCBI's taxonomy places the organism in Eukaryota, Metazoa, Chordata, Mammalia, Rodentia, Muridae. Gene Ontology annotation, biological process: regulation of DNA-templated transcription. The record is from RefSeq and is a predicted model, not a curated record.
ACCCGGCACGGAGCAGUGCAGGCUGGACGAGAGCGCACCAUGGCCUUGGUGACCUUUGAGGACGUGGCUGUGUGCUUCACCCAAGAAGAGUGGGCUUUGCUGGAUCCUUCCCAGAAGAUUCUCUAUGGAGAUGUGAUGCUGGAGACCUAUAGGAAUCUGACUUCUAUAGGCAUAAACUGGGAAUGCUGGGAUUUGGAAGCUUAUUUCAGAAGUCUAGAGAGAAAUCUGAGAGUCCAGGUGGUAAAGACAGACUGUGAAGUUACAAACAAUGGCCCAUGUGGAGAAAUAGCUGCCCAGCCAAAGCUUUCUGAAUGUCACACCAUCAGUCAGUCAUCCCUGAAGAGAUAUACUACAUCCAACUCUAAAUACAGACCUUGUGACUAUCAGAAAUUUGUAAAGAAAUACUAUGAAUGUAAAAUAUGUGAUAAAGCCUUUACGUGCCUCAGCUCCCUUAAAAUACAUAAAAAGACCCACGCUGGAGAGAAACCAUAUAAGUGUAAGUAUUGUGAGAAAGCCUUCAGUUACCACUACUGUGCGGAAAGGCACAUGCUAACUCACAGUGCAGACAGGCACAAAUGCAAGCUAUGCAGAGAAGCAUUCCCUACUGCUGUCGCCCUUAGGGAGCAUAAAACAAUUCACUCCGGAGAGAUACCUGAAUGUAAGCAAUGUGGAAGAAUGUUCUGGACUUCCAGUUCCCUAGACAUGCAUAAAAGGCUUCAUACAACAGAAAAGCUUUAUGAAUGUAAACACUGCGGGAAAGCCUUCAUAAGGUACUGUUCUUUUCAACUGCAUAAAAGGACGCACACUGGGGAGAAGCCUUAUGAGUGUAAGCAGUGUGGGAAAACCUUCAGACAUUCCAGCCAUGUUCAAGCACAUAAGAGAAUUCACACUGGAGAGAAACCUUAUGAAUGUAUACAGUGCGGGAAGACAUUCACUUCUGGCCACUGUGCAAGAAGACACCUAGGGACGCACAGUGGAGCCUGGCCUUACAAAUGUGAGGUGUGUGGGAAAGCUUAUCCCUAUGUGUAUUCCCUUCGAAACCACAUAAAAAGCCACAACGAAGAAAAACUUUAUGAAUGUAAACAAUGUGGGAAAGCCUUUAAAUACAUUUCUUCCUUACGCAACCAUGAGACCACUCACACUGGAGAGAAGCCUUAUGAAUGUAAAGAAUGUGGGAAAGCCUUUAGUUGUUCCAGUUACAUUCAGAAUCACAUGAGAACACACAAAAGGCAGUCCUAUGAGUGUAAGGAGUGUGGUAAGGUGUUCUCGUAUUCCAAAAGUCUUCGGAGACACAUGACUACACACAGUUAAUUGGAGAGGGAUAGUUUUAAGUAUAACUUAAAUACAUAUAUAGAAGAGAUCCAAACAUUCCAGCGCCUCAUUAAAAAAAAAAAAAAAAAAAAAAGACAGUGGAAAACGAGCCUGUGAAUGCAGCAUGUGUGCUGAAGUCUCAGUACAUGCCACAGUUCGAUGUGCCUCGGGAAGUAUUAUGUGUGCAAACCACCACAGACCCAAGCUCUAAACAGGAAAUAACUGGGCUUUUCCCAAGGUAACAGAUGUUUUCAAACCCAUGAAGUGAGUCCCCAAAUCUCAUGAACCUAAGAAGUAGAAAGCCUCCUGAUGCCUGUGCUGCCUAGAUGCCACCAUGGGAAACAUGACUGUCCUGUGGUUUCUCUCAGUUGCUCACUGCUAAAUGUGUCGGGAUAUUGUGGAUUUCUGAUUCUUAGUCAUAGUUCUGUUGGUAUUUUUGGGUUUAGCUUUGUUUAUUCUACAAUUUCAAAUGUGUAUGCUGUCUUGAUUAUAUCUACCCCAAGUCACCCCGACACCUCUCAACAUGUCUCCCUUCCACCUUCGUGUCCGUUCCCUACCCCGUCCCUUCUUCUUUUUCUGUAACUCAUUCUCUGGUGCAUGUAGCCAAAGCUUCCGUGUGUUGAAGAAUGAAACAGCUGUACCCUGUCCAGGGACAUCACACUCCCAAUCCUUGGAUCCUACAUCUUUCAACCCCUUUGUGGGUUUUAAGCAAUCACUUCCUGGUAGUUUUAGUAUCUGUUUAUUGGGAGCAGAGUGAGUCGUGCUGAAAUACCCAUGUUCCAUGUUCAUCUGAACCUACCAGGUUCCAGUUCAGUCUCCAAUCUAAGUGGGACCUUAGUUGUCGCCAAGAUUCCCAGGCUGUGUGUGUAUUCAAUGGGAAUAUUUUUUCCUUGUCAACAAAAUUUUAUUUAUUGCGUCUUAACAAAGUUAGAUCCUAUAAGUAAAUUGAAAUGUAUUUCAAGGGCUGGCAAGAUGGCUUAGUAGAUUAAGGUGCUUGCUGCCUACCCUGAUGACUUGAGUUCAAGUCCUAGAAAAGGUGAAAAAGACCGACUCCUUUAAGUUGCCUUCUGACCUCCACACAUGCCAUG